UGGGAGUCAAAAGGCCUCGAUUUGAUGCAUCCUUGGUGCUUUUGACACGAAGAUUUAUGGCUCUUCUCAAAAAAGCUCCACAUGGUGUCCUUGAUUUAAAUGAAGUAGCAACAACACUUGGAGUAGAAAAACGAAGAGUGUAUGACAUCACAAAUGUGUUGGAUGGAAUCCAGUUAAUUGAGAAAAGAUCUAAGAAUCUGAUCCAGUGGGUAGGUACUAGUCUUGACCAGCUUAUUGUGAAGUCACCAGACAAGCAAAACCUUAGGGAUGAGCUUUCUGACCUGUCAGCCAUGGAAGAAGCUCUGGACGAAUUAAUCAAGGAUUGUGCUCAUCAGAUAUUUGAACUAACAGAUGACAAAGAAAAUGCAAAACUAGCUUAUGUGACAUGCCAAGAUAUCCGUAGCAUUCAGGCAUUUCAAGAACAGAUUGUGAUUGCAAUCAAAGCUCCAGAGGAAACCAAAUUGGAAAUACCAGUUCCUAAAGACGAUCAUAUAGAAGUACAUGUGAGGAGCACAAAAGGACCCAUUGGUGUGUAUCUGUGUGAGACUGAAAAAGAGAAGCUAGGUGCCAAAACUUGUGAAGAUGUGGAUACUGUCACUUCUGAAACUGAGCCAGCAGUUCCUCCUGAUAAAGGUAAUGUCCUCCACAUACACUUUGAUCCACAUACAGCAUGUUUUAAGAUGAUCUUACCAUUCUGA
Acanthisitta chloris (rifleman) is the source of this 698-nucleotide messenger RNA. It is a transcript of the gene E2F6, whose product is annotated as E2F transcription factor 6. Gene Ontology annotation, cellular component: RNA polymerase II transcription regulator complex. The coding region runs from base 57 to 698 and encodes 213 amino acids. NCBI's taxonomy places the organism in Eukaryota, Metazoa, Chordata, Aves, Passeriformes, Acanthisittidae. The transcript is spliced from 4 exons. Gene Ontology annotation, molecular function: RNA polymerase II cis-regulatory region sequence-specific DNA binding; DNA-binding transcription factor activity, RNA polymerase II-specific; protein dimerization activity. Gene Ontology annotation, biological process: regulation of transcription by RNA polymerase II. The record is from RefSeq and is a predicted model, not a curated record.